AUGAUUGAAGAUCUAACGAAUAAUCUCAAUAACUUUGACACCACCAUUCUAAAGUUAAUAACUUUAUACAAUUCACAAUUUAAAUCUAUAAAGAUAGAUCACUCUAAUAAUGUAAUAGAUAGAUCGGUUAAACAUGAAAUCGUAUUUAAAGAUACCGAUUUAGAACUUAUCAAAGAGAUAUUGCAACAAUCUGUUGUGGUAUCGCUGAAAAAUGAAAAUUCGUCACCACCUCCAACAACGGCAAUAGCAAAAUCAUCUAAAACAUCAUCGUUAGCAACAUCAUUACAAAAAACAACCUUAUCUUCUUCUUCUUCUUCUACAACAUCAUCGACAUCAGUAGGGGGACCAACAGCAAAUCCAACACCACCAAAAAGACAGACAACGGCAACGUCAACAACAACAGCAGUAUCUCCUACACCUGUUAAUAAUUCAAACAAUUAUGACUAUCUCUUCAAAUUCAUAUUGCUAGGUGAUACCAAUGUUGGAAAGAGUGGAAUGUUAUAUUAUUAUGCAGAAGAUUGUCUCGAUAGUGGUCAAAAUAGAUAUACAACCUGUGGAAUUGAUUUUAAAAUUCACCGUAUUGAACUCGAUGGAAAGAUAAUCAAAGAGCAAAUUUGGGAUGUCGAUGGAAAGAAUAUAAAAUUUGUAUCACCCAACUACGUCAAUGGCAAUGUUGGUGCACUACUCGUUUAUGAUGUAGCCGAUGAAAGAUCAUUCAACAGUAUAAAAGAUUGGUUAGCACUUUUAAAUAACAACAGUCAUACUGGUAGUAAGAUAUUGGUUGGAAAUAAAUGUGAUCUUCAAAAGAGAGUCAUAGAUUAUGAAAGAGGUAGAGCGAUGGCUGACGAUUUGGGAAUACCGUUUAUAGAGACAUCUGCUGUUACUGGUACUGGCAUUAAAGAAGCUUUUACCUUAUUGGCAAAGUCUACAUUGAUAAGAACUAUUCAAAAACCAUUGCCCUCUUCAGUUACUCCUAAAGCUCUUGGAAAUACAAAUUCUGUCCAAUGGAGCCCCUACAACAAUAUUGUCACUCAAUUUAGUCUAUGGAAUAAAACAUUGUUGACUGAAUUCAUCCAACAUUCCCAUGAUAGAGGUGUAGCUGUUCACAACAUGAUCCAGUUUAAUUGUAAUGUCAUAGAUUGCAACUACUACUUCAACAACGGACAAUACAUCGGUAAUGUCACUCUAUUGGCUCAGGUCGGUGGAGAUGGUCUACACUUGGACAUCGAGAAAUUCGGUAAUACUCAAGCUUCCACUUUCAAGGGUUGGGCAAACACCGCCUUCCAAUAUCUCAAGUCGGUAAACAGUAAAUAUGUCUCUUCGAUGGCUGUCGGUUGUGGAGCAAACUCUGGUCCGUUCUACAAUGCCGAUUGGUCAGAUUACUUCAUCUUGAUGUGUUAUGACAUGGGCUGGAGUUCCAAUCCAUUGGCACCAACAUCACCCAUAAAACCAGUCAGAGACAAUGUCAAUAAUUGGAAGCCAUACGUCAACACCUCCGCCAAGAUCAUCAUGGCACUCCCGCUCUUUUCAUACUAUGCAGAUUGCUUACCAAUGGACUACGGUCUGUUUGGAACUACCUGUAAUGUAGAUGGUGUCAAUAACAACCCCUCUAUUGGUUACAACGGAAUCUACAACUUGGUCAACAACUAUCCUGUGGUAUCAUAUCAAGAGUUGAACGGUGUAGCGUUUGCCAAUGUAUUGCUUACAAGUAAUAUUAGACAGUAUAUGUAUGACACACCUGCGACUCUCUACAGAAAGUAUAACGGAAUGGGUAUUGGUGGAACUGCUUGUUGGAGAAUCGACAAUUUAGUAGGUUUACCUUCAGCUCUUAUUUCCGCAUUUUACACUGCACUAUAUCCAAAUAACUAA
Molecule: messenger RNA, 1869 nt
Organism: Heterostelium album PN500
Lineage: Eukaryota; Evosea; Eumycetozoa; Acytosteliales; Acytosteliaceae
Exons: 4
Coding region: 1-1869 (622 amino acids)
Biological process (GO): protein secretion; regulation of exocytosis
Molecular function (GO): GTPase activity; GTP binding
Source: RefSeq, a predicted model, not a curated record